This is a messenger RNA of Didymodactylos carnosus, 671 nucleotides long. The record is from the annotation of a GenBank genome assembly. NCBI's taxonomy places the organism in Eukaryota, Metazoa, Rotifera, Eurotatoria, Philodinida, Philodinidae.
ACAUAAUGCGAAAGGAUUAUUAACUUUUCUAAGAUAAAACGUUUCAAUGGAAGGAUACAUUGACUCUAAAAGACGCUUCUUCCGUUUUCUGAUGAAUUAUUGUUUACAGCGACCACAUAAUCAGAAUGACAUGAGACAAGCUAAGUAAAUUGAAUGAGAUUGACUUCAAUCUUGUAGAGACGAUAAGAAGUUUAGAGUUUCGAAACGGUGAUGAAACUAUUUCUAGUAUUAGAAGAAACAAGCAGACCUUUCAUCGCUUUCAGUCAAAACAUUAUUACAUGUUGAUAUUUUAUAGGGCUUUGAUUGUUGAUUCUCUAGGUACAGGCGGUACGACAACAGCCUACGUGUGUGAAUUAACCGAAGGUAUGAAUGCACCGCAGUACCUACCAUCAGUGUCCUACACUGGAACGUCAGAUACGAGUCCUCAAGAUGUGCAACCCGAUGGCAAAGGUGUCACGUUCAAUCAAUCACCGACAUCUUCUCCAGAAUCAACAAUUUCUAUCAAAUUUCCAACCCACACUACACCGAUCGUCCACAGAGUCUCUAUCGCAACGCCAUCAACAAACACAAAUGUCAAACAAAUUGAAGUCGUUGUUUUAGCACCAAACAAAACCACAUUAUUUAAUGCGAUAUCAACACUAGAUAAUCCGACUGUCACGUUAGAUAGAUAG